AUGUCGCAGGGGGCGUCGUACCUGGCGGCCCUAGAGCCCUUCUCGCCCUCCGUCUUCCUCGACCUGCCGCCGACGCGGGGGCGCCCUGCCGACUCCGACGACCCGGACAACUCCGACGACCUCGUCCUCCCCUUCAUCUCCCGGAUGCUCAUGGAGGAGGACAUCGCCGACAAGUCCUUCUACCAGUUCCCCGACCACCCCGCACUCCUCACCGCCCAGCAGCCCUACGCGCAGAUCCUCCCCGACUCCGCCGCCACCGCCUCCUCUCCGUCCGACUCCUCCUCCUACGCCGCCACCAAAACCACCACCACCACAACCAGCAGCGGCGGCUCGGGGACCACCGCCAACUCCACCCUCUCGCCCUCCUCCGACGCCCCUGCGUCCUCCACAGACCCUGCCUCCUGGGCGCACUCACGAGGACGCAAUCGACCUCUCCCACCUCCUCCGCUCCCGGCAUACCCUGCUGCCAACAUUUGGGUCGGCCUCGGCGACUCCGCCCAAUUCUUGUCGCCAAGACAAGGACAGGAUGCCGCCCUGGAUUCCACUUCUACCAGAAAUGGGGGAGACAUGGACAUGCUCAACAUGGCGUUCCGCAAAGGCAUGGAGGAGGCCAAGAAGUUCUUGCCUACCAACAACAGCCUUCUCAUCGACCUUGACGAUACCUCCGGCAAAUCCUUGCCUAAAGACACAGACAACAAACCCUCCACUGCCUUUGUUGCUACCCAAGUGAAAAGGAGGAGGAGGAACAGAAGCGCCAAUGGAAGGGGCCGCAAGAACCGCCACGCCGAGGAUGAUUUGGAGGCAGAGACGGGCAGGCACAACAAGCUGAUGACGCCGGAACAGGAGGAAACCGGCACCAAUGAGCUGUACGACGAGAUUAUGACCUGCGACUAUGCAGCGUUCAUGAAGCGCAUGGAGGACCUGCGCAUCGCCAUGGACAGCGAGUCUGAGAAGAGCACAAGGAAGGUCAGCAGCAAGGGGGCGCAGGGGAAGCAGAAUCUGGUGAACGAGGUCGUCGACCUGCGCACCAUGCUCAUGCAUUGCGCACAGGCGGUGGCCACCGGUGAUAGCCGAAGUGCGACCGAGGUGCUGAAGCAGAUCAAACAGCACUCCUCGCCCAGAGGGGACGCCACACAGAGGCUGGCUCAUUGUUUCGCCAUGGGACUGGAGGCACGGCUUGCAGGCACGGGGAGCCAGGCGUACCAGUCGCUCAUGGCACAGCACACCUCGGUCGUGGAAUUUCUCAAGGCAUACAGGCUGUACACGGCAGCCUGCUGCUUCAUGAAGGUGAGAUUCAUCUUCUCCCACAUGACAGUUCGCGUUGCCGUGGCAGGGAGGAGCAAGUUAGACAUUGUGGAGUAUGGUGUGCAGCAUGGAUUCCAGUAUCCAGGUUUGUUCCAUCUACUGGCAAGGAGGGAAGGUGGACCACCAGAGGUGAGGGUCACCGCAAUUGCCGUCCCACAACCAGGGUUUCGCCCAGCCCACCAGAUUGAAGAAACAGGCCGCCGUCUCAGCAACAUUGCCCGUGAGAUGGGUGUGCCAUUCAAGUUCCACGGUAUUGCAGUAAAGUGGGAGGCCGUACGUGCUAAGGACCUCAAUAUUGAUCCGGAUGAGGUGCUUGUUGUCAACACCCGAGCCCUAGGGAUACGGUCCAAUGUGUUCAUCCAUACUGUAGUAAAUGGAACCUAUGGUGCACCGUUCUUUUUGGCACGGUUCCGGGAGGCACAAUUCGAUAUGAUCGAUGCGACCAUCCCUAGGGACAAUAACGAAUGGCUGCUGAUCGAGCGGGAUAUCUUUGGGGCGUUUGCCCUGAAUGUGAUUGCUUGUGAGGGUGCAGACAGGGUGGAACGGCCUGAAACUUAUAAGCAAUGGCAGGUGCGAAACCACAGGGCUGGGCUGAGGCAGCUACCAUUGAAUCCAGAGGUUGUCAAGGCCGUCAGGGACAAGCAUCAGACUGUUGGCAUCUCCUUCACUGCUAGGUCGCUCCUCAGCGCGCAGCAGCCGUACGCACAGAUCCUCUCCGAUGCCACCGCUGCCUUCUCAUCCGACUCCGCCGCUGUCACCAGCUCAAGGACCGGCGGCAACUCUACCCUUUCCUUGUCCUCCUCCGCCCCCGCAUCUGCCGACCCCACCUGGCCCUACGACCCAAUCGAGCUCUCCCAGCUGUUGUACUCCCCUCCGUACCCGGACAUGGGGGUGGGGCUCGAUGACUUCACCGCCGAUGAGGUCAACGCCGUCUUCCUGCCGGGACAAGACUCCGCAUUCCAGCCGAAUCUGGCCUUCUUGGAUACCGCCGGCGGCGGCGGAGGAGGCCAACGGCUGAGCGCUUCCCUCACGGCCCUGAACGCUGGCGGUGGUGGAGCCCAACAGCAGCGCGCUUCCCUCGUUGCCCAGGAUGCCAGCGGUGGCGUGGGCAUCCAGAGGUCGGCGUGCGCGGAGGAGGAGACGAAGACAGAGGCCACCACCUUGCCUGCCGGUGAUGGUGACCAUGCUGCGCUGUUCUCGGUCUUCUUCGGUGCCCAGAAUGGGGAAAAUAUGGACAUGCUCAAUAUGGUGUUCCUCAAAGGCAUGGAAGAGGCCAAGAAGUUCUUGCCCACCAACAAUAGCCUUCUGAUCGACCUUGACGACACCUCUGGCCAAUCCUUGCCUACAGAGAGAGACAUCAAGCCAUCCACUGCCUUUGUUGCUACCCAAGUGAAGGAGGAGGAGGUGGAUGGAAUAUCAAUGUUUGGAGGAAGUAGCAAUGGCAGGGGCCGCAAGAAACGUUACUCCCAAGAGGACUUGGAAGUGGAGACCGGCAGAAACAACAAACUGAUGAUGCCUGAACAGGAAGAAACCGGUGCUAGUGAGCUGUUCGACGAAUUAAUGUCCUGCAAAUAUGAUGGAUUCUUGAAACACAUGAAGGAUUUGUGCAUCGCCAUGGAUAGCGAGUCUCAGAAGAGUGCCAGGAAGCAGCGCAGCGGGAAGAAGGCGGAGGUGCGACGUCCCGAGCCCUCAUGGCGCAGUUUAGCUUCUGAGCUCAUGGCGCCGGGACGAGCGGAGCCCUUCGUUGCCGCUGCCGGUGCUGUGGGAUGUGCUGGUCGCUGUAGGACGAAGAUGAGCAUGUUCCAGCUGCUGGUGCUGCACAGGGAGGGGCUCGUUGGCUGCCGACUCUGCGAGACGCUGGUGCUGAACUGUCGACUCACGGCUUCUACUUUCCUGUGCAUAAUGCUCAUGUUAGAAGCAGCUAAAGCUACAACAGAGACUGUUGAUGCAUUGAGAACUGGAGCUGCAGCGAUGAAAGCAAUGCAAAAAGCAAGAGGGGAUGCCACACAGAGGUUGGCCUAUUGUUUUGCAGAAGGACUAGAGGCCCGACUUGCUGGCACAGGGAGCCAGGUGUACCAGUCGCUCGUGGCAAAACGCACAUCGGUUGUGGAGUUCCUCAAGGCAUACAAGCUAUUCUUGGCAGCCGUCAGCCUCAAUAAGGUGCAUAUCAUCUUCACCAACAGGAACAUCGUGGAUGCCGUGGCAGGGAGGAGCAAGUUGCACAUUGUGGCAUAUGGUGUACAGUAUGGUUUACAGUGGCCAGGCUUGCUACAUCUCCUGGCAGGUAGAGAAGGUGGACCUCCAGACGUGAGGUUCACUGGCAUUGACCUUCCGCAGCCUGGGUUCCGCCCAACCUACCAGAUUGAAGAAACAGGCCGCCGGCUUAGCAACUGUGCCCGCGAAUUCGGCGUGCCAUUCAAGUUCCAUGCUAUAGCAGCAAAGUGGGAGACAAUCUGUGCUGAGGACCUCAACAUUGAUCCAGAUGAGGUGCUUGUUGUGAACAGCGAGUGCCACUUUAGCAACUUGAUGGAUGAGAGUGUUGACGUUGACACCACAAGCCCCAGAGAUUUGGUGCUCAACAACAUUCGAAAGAUGCGACCCAAUAUUUUCAUCCAGAUUGUCAAUAAUGGCUCAUAUGGUGCUCCAUUCUUCCUGACACGGUUCCGGGAGGCACUAUUCUACUACUCAGCACUAUUUGACAUGCUGGAUGCAACCAUUCCCCGCGACAAUGAUGUACGGCUGCUGAUCGAGCGGGAUAUUGUUGGGCGAUCUGCCCUGAAUGUUAUUGCUUGUGAGGGUGCAGACAGGUUGGAUCGCCCUGAGACUUAUAAGCAAUGGCAGGUGCGGAACCACCGGGCUGGGCUCAAGCAGCUGCCGUUGAAUCCAGAGGUUGUAAAGCUUGUGAGGAUAAGGGGAGUGCACCUGACCAAACGUGGACAAGUUGAUUGUGACUGCCUGACAUUGGGACAAUUGAAGCAGCAUAACUUUCAUCCACCCACACUCUCCACAAGGCAUCGCCGUUGUUGGACUAUUAUCUCACCAAGUCACCAGCAGAUGGCCGCCGCCGUGCCGGAGGGCGAGGGCCUCUUCGCUGACCCCGAGCCCUUCUCCCCGUCCAUCUUCCUCGACCUGCCCCCGACGCCCCGCCCCGAUGGCAACGGCGAGGUCCUGGCCUCGUCGGACGACCUCGUCCUCCCCUUCAUCAUGCGGAUCCUCAUGGAGGAGGACAUCAACGACAAAUUCUUCUACCAGUUCCCCGACCACCCCGUGCUCCUCCAAGCCCAGGAACCGUACGCGCAGAUCCUCUCUGACGCUGCCACGGCCACCGUCCCGCCGUCCUCCUCCGACGGCCCAGCCCAGCUCCUCCUGUCCCCGCCGUACCCCGAUACGGGACUGCACGGCUUCACCGACGACGGUGUCGGCCCCUUCUUCUUGCCCGCACAAGAUGGUGGCAGCCCGGAGUUGGAGCAGAGUCCGGCGCAGUUAAGGGCCGCCGGCGACGGCGACGGCGACCACGCGGCGCUGGCCUCGGUCUUCUUCAACAGGGGAGACGCGGACGCGGAGAUGCUCAACAAGGCAUUCCUCAAGGGUAUGGAGGAGGCCAAGAAGUUCUUGCCCACCACCAACAGCCUCCUAAUCGACCGUGAGGCAGAGGAGGAGUUGGGCAUUAAUGGCAGGGGCCGCAAGGACAGGGACAGGCUCAGUUGGGAUGACUUGAGGCUGAGACAAAUGGAGACCCUGCGAAUCACCAUGGGCAGUGAGGCUAAGAAGAAGGCAAGGAAGGGCAAAGGGAAGUCGGCUCAGGGAAGGUCUAGCUCCAACGAAGCGGUGGAGCUGAGCACCUUGCUCAUCCACUGUGCACAGACCGUGGCCACGGACAAUCGCCGCAGUGCGACCGAAUUGCUGAGACAGAUCAAGCAGCAUUCCUCACCGAAGGGUGACGCCACACAGAGGUUGGCACGUUGUUUUGCAGAGGGAUUGGAGGCGCGGCUGGCAGGGUCAGGGAGCCAGCUCUACAGGUCUCUCAUGGCUGAGCGCGUCUCGGUCGUGGAGUACCUCAAGGCCUACUGGUUGUACCUGGCAGCUUGCUGUUUCAAAAUGACGGCAUUCAGGUUCUCCAACAGGACAAUCCUCAAGGCCAUCGCUGGGAGGAAAAAGGUUCACAUCGUGGAUUACGGCGUGAAUUAUGGGGUUCAGUGGCCAGCUUUGCUAUACCAUUUGGCGAACUUCGAGGGUGGACCUCCUGAAGUGAGGAUCACUGGCAUUGAUCUCCCCCAGCCCGGCUUCCGCCCAGCGGUGCGGAUCGAGGAGACAGGGCGGCGGCUUAGCAAUUAUGCUCGUCAGCUCGGUGUGCCAUUCAAGUUCCACGGCAUCACGGUGAGGUGGGACACAGUUUGUGUUGAUGACCUGAACAUUGACCCUGAUGAGGUACUCAUUGUCAACAGUAUCAUGCAGUUUGGAAAUUUGAUGGAUGAGGGGGUCGACAUUGAUAGCCCAAGCCCUAGGGAUGUUGUCCUCAGAACCAUUCACAAGAUGCAACCUGAUGCGUUCAUCCUUCAUAUCAUGAAUGUCUCGUUUAGCGCUCCAUUCUUUGUAACACGUUUCCGUGAGGCGUUGUUCUUUUACUCUGCAAUGUUUGACAUGCUGGAUGCCACGGCUCCACGGGAUAGUCACCAGCGCUUUUUGGUUGAGCGGCACCUCUUUAGGCAGUGUAGCCUCAAUGUUGUUGCCUGUGAGGGCACGGACAGGGUGGAGCGCCCGGAGACAUAUAAGCAAUGGCAGGUGCGGAACCACCGGGCAGGGCUAAAGCAGCUUCCAUUGGAUCCAGAUAUUGUAAAGACCUUGAGGGACAAUGUUAGGGUUCAGUAUCACAAGGACUUUGUCAUUGAUACGGAUCAUAAUUGGCUCCUGCAAGGAUGGAAGGGACGCAUACUCUAUGCCAUGUCUACAUGGGUUGCAGAUAAUCCUGUCUCAGAACUUUAG
This is a messenger RNA of Miscanthus lutarioriparius, 6288 nucleotides long. The record is from the annotation of a GenBank genome assembly. NCBI's taxonomy places the organism in Eukaryota, Viridiplantae, Streptophyta, Magnoliopsida, Poales, Poaceae.